Lampris incognitus (smalleye Pacific opah) is the source of this 1714-nucleotide messenger RNA. It is a transcript of the gene rabac1, whose product is annotated as Rab acceptor 1 (prenylated). Gene Ontology annotation, cellular component: Golgi apparatus. NCBI's taxonomy places the organism in Eukaryota, Metazoa, Chordata, Actinopteri, Lampriformes, Lampridae. The record is from RefSeq and is a predicted model, not a curated record. Bases 166 to 789 code for a protein of 207 amino acids. The transcript has 6 exons.
UGCGCGGACGAACGUUAGAUAUUCCGACGCUUGCCAGCAGGUGGCGGUGUUUGCUUAAAGGCCAUUAAAAUGCACGCCCAUUAACAACAGGAAGGCGCCGCGUCACUUCCGUCGAGUGGCACCGCGACGGAGCGCAAGUUUGACUCGUUUUCAAUCAAUCCCUAGAUGCCUUCCGGAGCCCCAAAGGGAGAGAAUUGCCUCGUGGACAUGGAUAGCAAAGCAGGAGAUUUGUUCACUGCUGAUGAAGCUCAUAAUACGGGUACUGGUGGCACAGGAAUCAUGGCAAAGCUCUGGCUUCCCAAAGGCUUCUCAGCCAACAUGAUGAAAGAGUGGUUUGAUCGGCGUCGAAAGUCCAUCCGACCAUGGGCUAACUUUGUGGACCAGCGCAAGUUCUCCAAACCCCGUAACUUUGGGGAGCUGUGCCAGAGGGUGGUGAGGAACGUGGAAACCUUCAACAGCAACUAUACAUUUAUCUUCCUGGGUCUUAUCCUCUACUGCAUUAUCAGCUCGCCCAUGCUGCUGAUUGCCUUGGCUGUGUUUGUUGGGGCCUUCUACAUUAUCCACCUCAAGUCCCUUGAGUCCAAGCUGGUUGUCCUCGGUAAGGAGCUGACUCUCCCUCAUCAGAUGAGCUUGGCUGGAGCUGUUUCUCUGCCUGUGUUCUGGUUGGCUGGUGCUGGAGCUGCAGUCUUUUGGGUUCUGGGGGCGACGCUGUUUGUAAUUGGCUCUCAUGCCGCGUUCCACGAGCUCGAGGGAUCGGACAUUGACGAGCUCCUUAUGGAGCCCGUGUAAAAGCUGGAAGUCUCACCUCGGUGGAACACGACCAUGUUGCGGUAGGAGCUGGCCUACAAACGGUCUUAAGCUUGACCCUAUUAUGGUAUUGCUACAGAUGGGUGGUGGAAAAAACUGGUUGUAGAUCUGUUCCUAAGCGAAAUGUGCACGGUGUUCCUACCUUUUUGAAUUUUUCCGGAUGUACCCAGAAUGCACAUUGUCUUGCCUCUGAAGAAGCCGAUGUUACAAACAAUACAGUUCACAAAGGCUCGAUAUUCGAUAUUUAAUGUCCUUCUGUAUUUAAGCACAUUAUGCUACAGACACCCUGUUCCCUUGAUGCCUUGUCAUUUGUAUCAAAUAGCCUCCGUGUUCAAUGUAAUUCUUUCCAUUCCUUUACUGAUCAGCUGCGGCGUUCAAUAUUGCCUGUUAUAUAUAUAUAUAUCUUGGAAAAUGACUUCAUGAACAUCUGACAGUAGUAAUGCAGAUUUCUCAUGUAAAGAUAAUGCCGCAAUCUUAUAUUAACCGCAACUGAAAACUGUUUAAAUACUCCUGUGACUUUUCCAAAGCAAAAGUGCCAUUUAAAGCUUUAAAAAAAUUAUAUUUCUUGUUUUGGUCAUAUAUGAGUAAAGCAGUUUUACUCAAGACAAUGCAAAUGAAUUUGCAAAGAAGCUUAUUUUGUAUUUCAGGUACUUUAGAUAGAUACGCUGGUUAGAGAAUAAGUAGUUAAAUUGUCAGUAUUUAGGAAUGGUAUUUUUAUUCUAUAUUGGGCAAAAUACGGCAUAUUGGUAACAAAGUCCAUUCAUAUUUAUUAGUUCUGCUUAUACAUUUUACAUCUCAAGGUCUUUUUAUAUGCUUCCUGACAUCUUUUACAAAAAUGUUCCUUUUUACAUUACAGUGUAAUGUUUUUUUUGUUUUUUUUUGUAUUUUUCAAUAAACUGCAAUGAAU